AAAAAGUAUUCUCCCCGUAACAAAUGGCGUUUUAUAGUCGUAUUAUCGGCGGCAAGUAUCAGUGUAGAAAUCAUAUAUACACUGUAACUAGAUGUCUGAUGCAGAGCGCUGUGAGCCAACGGACGGGGACGAGCGCCGGUCUUGUGCCACAUCUGAAAGAGAAGUACUUUGCUUUCCCGCCAUACGCAACAAAAACCAAGCCGUCUACACCAGCGAACCCGAAUUGUUAUCAACUAAAUAGUCGAAGGAUCAGCAUAAAAACACAUUCAAUACACUGUGCCAUUGAAUAAACGAUAGACCUCCAUCCACUCCCCCGAUUUCGAUUAGUAGAGCCUGCGGGGUGAAUGACGACAGAGGCGGAAGUAAACCGCGAAACAACUUUUCUAUUCCACACGCCUACCAGGUGAUGAGCUUCCAUACUGUAAUGUUACUCAGAUCACUCGUAGGGAGCGCCUCUACUCUGAUAGGAGCUGCUGCAAGCUUAAAACUCGCUCCCGUAGCCAAAGCGGCGGCUCUCCUGCACAGUACCGUGAGGAAAACUUCCCUGGUUGAACAAGGCGACAUGAGGGUUGAACUCUUGCCGGCUCUCAGCGACAACUACAUGUACCUGCUCAUCGACACGGACACCAAAGAAGCAGCUGUCGUGGACCCGGUGGAGCCCGUUAAGGUUGUAGAGGCCGUCCGAAAACACGGGGUCAAGCUCACCACAAUUCUGACCACCCAUCACCACUGGGAUCACGCUGGUGGAAAUGAGAAGAUGGUGAAGCUAAUGCCCGGCUUGAAGGUGUACGGAGGAGACGAUCGAGUCGAUGCCAUCACAAAGAAAGUCUCUCACUCCAGCAACUUGAAAGUGGGCUCACUUAACGUCAAAUGUCUGUUCACGCCGUGCCACACGACCGGCCACAUCUGCUACUACGUCACCAAAGACGACAGCUCCGAGCCUCCGGCGGUUUUCACGGGGGACACUCUGUUUAGUGCCGGUUGCGGGAAAUUCUUUGAGGGCACCGCGGAGCAGAUGUACAAAGCCUUGAUUGAAAUUCUGGGCCGCCUUCCAGCCGAAACGCGAGUGUACUGCGGUCACGAGUACACCGUCAGCAAUCUGAAGUUUGCGCGCUGCGUCGAACCGGACAACAAAGACAUUCAGGAGAGGCUGGUCUGGGCCAAGGAGAAAUGCAGCAAGGGCGAGCCCACCGUCCCGUCCACUUUGGGGGACGAAUUGACAUUUAACCCGUUUAUGAGAGUCAAAGAGAAGUCCGUACAAGACCACGUCGAGCAGACCGACCCGAUCGAAGCCAUGAGGAGCCUUCGUAAAGAGAAGGAUGCCUUCCGAGUGCCGAAAGAGUGAUGGCUGCUUUUACUGCCAAACGAUGACAUCAUUUCCAACUUUUGCAACCAAACUUGUGCACUUUGAGCCCAAAGUAAAGCUACAAACUGGCACUCAAAGUCGCGGUCGGCUGUGGGACGAUGGCCGUCGAAUGACCGCUUUCAACGAAACCAAUAGUUGUGUUUUAUCAAUAUUUAUGCUUUUAAAACUGUUAUUAUCAAGAUCAUUUCCGCUUAGCGUUUCAAUGAUAUUGUGAAUGAGGCACGCAUUUGUGCGAGAGUACAUGAAAUAAGCAGUAUCUUUUCUUUUUUUUUUUCCUUUCUGAAAGCAAUAAUAUCGUUCGGAAAUUGUCAUUUGGCCUAAUGUUUGUCACAAUACUGUUGAUUAUGUACAGAAACUCUUAUCCGUUAAGCUAAUAUAUAUUAUUGUGGUGGAAAAAGCAAUUGUUUGUUUUUUUCAGCGGCGUUCGUGUUUUCUGUGUUCCUGGUUUGAUUAAAAUGUCUUGUGAAGUUAGCGCUAUCAUCUCGCGAUAUCUUGAACUGAAAGAAUGUUGUUUUGAAAGUCUAGUUUUGCGGGUGUUA
Molecule: messenger RNA, 1905 nt
Organism: Corythoichthys intestinalis (scribbled pipefish)
Lineage: Eukaryota; Metazoa; Chordata; Actinopteri; Syngnathiformes; Syngnathidae
Product: hydroxyacylglutathione hydrolase, mitochondrial-like
Exons: 9
Coding region: 407-1345 (312 amino acids)
Biological process (GO): glutathione metabolic process
Cellular component (GO): mitochondrion
Molecular function (GO): hydroxyacylglutathione hydrolase activity
Source: RefSeq, a predicted model, not a curated record